Fusarium oxysporum Fo47 is the source of this 1333-nucleotide messenger RNA. RefSeq names its product histone H1/H5 family protein. Gene Ontology annotation, cellular component: nucleosome. The transcript has 5 exons. The record is from RefSeq and is a predicted model, not a curated record. Gene Ontology annotation, molecular function: structural constituent of chromatin; DNA binding. Lineage: Eukaryota; Fungi; Ascomycota; Sordariomycetes; Hypocreales; Nectriaceae. Bases 212 to 895 code for a protein of 227 amino acids. Gene Ontology annotation, biological process: nucleosome assembly.
GAGUGAUUGCGCUCUGCCCCCGCCGAAUAUAUAAACAUGGCCCGUCCCCUCCACGCGCCCGACGAAGGUGGUACUACUCGUCGUUUGCUCUUUAGUCUCUUAAACGUCUUCCAAAGCUUUCAAUCGUCUUUAAACGUCUUUGUCGCGUCCCAUUUCUCAUAUCAACUCCACGUCUUUAUUCAAAGCAUCUCAACCCAAACAAUCCAGCACAAUGCCUCCCAAAGCCGCUGCCGCCGCUCCCAAGAAGUCUGGCCACGCCAGUUAUCAGGACAUGAUCACUGAUGCUAUUGUCAACCUCAAGGACCGAAAGGGCUCUAGCCGUCAAUCCUUGAAGAAGUAUGUCAAGGCCAACAACACUCUCAAUGUCACCGACAACAUGUUCGACUCUCUCUUCAACAAGGCGUUGAAGGCUGGUGUCGACAAGGGUGUCUUCGAGCAGCCCAAGGGUCCUUCCGGUGGUACCAAGCUCGCCAAGAAGCAGCCUGAGGCUAAGAAGCCCGCUGCUCCUAAGAAGCCUGCUGCCGAGAAGAAGGAGGCCGCUGAGAAGCCUGCUGCCAAGAAGCCCGCUGCUAAGAAGGCCGCCGCCCCCAAGAAGGCUGCUACUGAGAAGAAGGUCGCUGCCCCCAAGAAGGCCGCCGCUGAGAAGAAGACCACCGAGAAGAAGGCUGAAAAGGCUGAAAAGGCUGAGAAGGCUGAGAAGCCCGCUCCUGCCAAGAAGGCCGCCGCUCCCAAGAAGGCUGCUGCUACCAAGAAGGCCGACAAGGCUGAGAAGCCCGAAACCGCUCUUACAAAGACAAAGACAGGUCGCGUCACCAAGACCACCAAGGCAGCGCCUGCAAAGAAGGCUGCUGCACCUAAGAAGGCAGCACCCAAGAAGGCCGCUGCCAAGGCGUAAAUGACGCUGAGCAGUAUUGAACUUUAAUUAAUGACGGCCACGGCGUUAAAGGAUCUGUUCACGGCAAGGGUACGGAAAGUACGGCUACUGGUAUUUUGAUGGUUUGGUUCGGAGCGCGGGAUUAUCGGUUGUUUGUUUACACGUGCACGCGGAGACUCGCGUCUGUAUGAUUCUACCCUCAGCCAUCUCAUUAUGUUGGAGGUGGUACACUAGAAGUGAGGGUCAUUUCUAUGCGAUUAUGUCCCCUGUAUUAUCUUUUAUGACAUGACAGAGUCUUCUUCCGACGUGUCAUGGUUUGAAACAAUGCUGGAGGGGGACGGUCGGCGUGUUUUUGGAGAGGGCAAAAGUCUCGGUUGUGGGCGAGGAAGGGUUGCGAUUAUACCACUGUCGCUGUUUUGAGUUAUUCGAUUUGAACUACGCGAUGAACAUUUUUGAAAA